AUGCUUAGAACCAGUCGGCACAAGGCCAUGCUGAACCAGGAAAUACGCCUCUCUCCUGCCACACUCAAGCUCUUUUCCAGUGCACAUGUCGUCCUCAGUGCGGAGACCGGUCGCCUUAACGAGGCCGUUGCUGAGCUGUUCCGCAAAUGUGACAAACUCCAGACCGAGUUGAGGGAGCAGAUCUCGAAAGCCAAUGAGCUUAAGUUAAAGAUCGAGAAGAUCACAGGCGAUGACGUGGAAGAGGAAGAGCCUAUGACGGACAAUGUACGUCUCAAGAGGAAUUUGGAGGCACGCAAAGCCAAGCAAGAGGAGCUUGCACAGCGCUUUGAGAGACUAAGAAAGCAACUCAGUAAGGCAACCAGUCGCGAGCUCAGCGACAAGGAGAAGGCGUGGAUGGAGGAGGUACAGAUGAUGGAACGGGGUAUAUUAGGCUCCGAGAAGAGUGCAACAACGACAUCAAAUAAAGCAAAACAGCCUUGGAAGCGAUUCGACGAUGUCAAGAGCCUCAAAGAUGAGCUUUCGUCACAGGCGAAUCAGCUUCAGAACAAGUCAACAGGCGAUGGCGACGGAGGCUUGAGCACCUCGAUGCCUAACCUCCGAGUUCCCUCAGAGAUUCGCAAAGCCAAGGUUGCACAGGUAAUGAGCCUGUUAGAGAGAGAGACCGCUCUCGUCGACGCCGUCAAGGGGCGCCUUGAGCGAUUGUCUGUUGGAUGA
Messenger RNA from Phaeoacremonium minimum UCRPA7, 714 nucleotides. RefSeq names its product putative nuclear pore complex protein an-nup82 protein. The record is from RefSeq and is a predicted model, not a curated record. The transcript has a single exon. NCBI's taxonomy places the organism in Eukaryota, Fungi, Ascomycota, Sordariomycetes, Togniniales, Togniniaceae. Gene Ontology annotation, cellular component: nuclear pore. Bases 1 to 714 code for a protein of 237 amino acids. Gene Ontology annotation, biological process: mRNA export from nucleus; ribosomal large subunit export from nucleus; ribosomal small subunit export from nucleus. Gene Ontology annotation, molecular function: structural constituent of nuclear pore.